AUGGAUUUUGGUUAUGGAGGAAACCUCAAUGAUUUUGGUGACGAACAAGAGCAUUUCGUUGAUGGAAGAGGGAAGAAACAAUAUCAUCGUCAUACUUCUCAUCAGAUACAGCGGCUUGAAGCGUUUUUCAAGGAAUGCCCCCACCCAGAUGAAAACCAAAGACGCCAUCUAAGCAGGGAACUAGGACUUGAGUCUAAGCAGAUUAAGUUUUGGUUUCAGAACAAGAGGACUCAAACAAAGGCUCACAAUGAGAGGGCUGAUAAUAGUUCCCUGCGGGCAGAGAAUGAAAAGAUGCAAUGCGAGAACCUUGCCAUUAGGGAAGCACUGAAGAAUGUAAUAUGCCCGGCUUGUGGUGGACCCCCUUUUGGGGAAGAAGAGAGGCAAAUUAAUCUUCAGAAAUUAAAGAAUGAAAAUUUACAGUUAAGACAACAGUACGAAAAAAUGAUAUAUUUUGUCUCCAACUUUCUGGGAAAGCCAGUGGGACAAGUCCAGACACUGUCUCGUCUUGUUGACUCACAGUCACAGGUAGAUAGUCCGCUUGGUCAAGGAAUAAUGAGAGGACCUUCACCUGGUCUUGCUAUUGGAAAUUCUAGCAAUGCCACUACGCCUUGCCAAUUAAAUGGUACAGGAGAGGUUGAAAGAUCUGAAAUGAUAGAAACUGCUCUUAAUGCCAUGAGUGAAUUAAUCAGGCUUUUAAGGGUGAAUGAGCCAGUCUGGAUCAAGUCCAACAUUGAUGGAAGAUAUGUUCUUCAUCAAGAAAGCUAUGACAAGAUUUUCCCUAGAUCUAACCAUUUCCGAACCUCCACCACCAGAACGGAGUCAUCAAAAGAUUCGUCUGUGGUUGCAAUGAAUGCAAAAUAUUUGGUUGAAAUCUUUCUGGACAUGAAUAAGUGGGAAAAUAUCUUUGCAACUAUAGUCACAAAAGCGAAUAUCAUUGAGGUUCUUGAUUCCUUGGUGUCAGGGGAUAAAAAUUGCUCAUUGCAGUUGAUGUAUGAGCAGAUUCAUAUUCUAUCUCCACUUAUAGCAGCCAGGGAAUUCUACUUGCUCAGAUAUUGCAAGGAAAUUGAACAAGGUCUAUGGGUAAUAACAGAUGUUUCAUAUGAUUGCGUUAAAGACAAUAACCAAUUAUCUUCUCUAAAAUGUUGGAAACUCCCUUCUGGUUGCAUGAUUCGCGAUAUGUGUGACGGAAAUUCAGAGGUUACAUGGGUAGAACAUGUGGAAGUAGACGAUAGGUCAUUAACUCACAGUUUGUACAAAGAUUUAUUCUGUGGUGGUGGUGCUGCAUAUGGAGCUCCAAGAUGGGUUAAUACCCUAGAGAGGGUCUGUGAGAGAUUGGGAUGUGCAUCUUCAACAAACUCACUCGGUCUUGAUCAUGAAGGAGGGGUGAUGAAUGUUCCUGAAGGGAGAAGAAGCCUUAUGAAUCUUUCUCAUAGAAUGGUGAAAAGUUUUUGGGCAAUAUUGAGCAUGACAGGUAAAAUGGACAUUCCACAGUUAACCGAACUCAACAAUAAUAAUAGUGGGGUUGUUCGAGUUUCUGUUCGUCAUAGUGAGGGACCUGGCCAACCUGGUGGUAUGAUUGUUAGUGCUGCCACAUCUCUCUGGCUCCCUAUACCAUGCGAGACGCUCUUUAAUUAUCUCAGGGAUGAGAACAAGCGUACCGAGUGGGAUCUGUUGUCUGAUGGUAACCCUGUGAAUGAGAUAGCACGCAUUUCAUGCGGGAGUAGUCAUCCAGGGAAUCGCAUCUCUGUUCUGCAGGCUUUGAACCCGAAGGAGAGCCAGAUGAUGAUGCUUCAAGAGAGUUGCAUAGACUCAUCAGGAGCAGUGAUAGUGUAUGGACCCAUAGACUUGCCAGCCAUAAAGUCUGUCAUAAAUGGGGAUGAUUCAAGUCACAUACCCAUACUACCUUCGGGAUUCACAAUAUGCGGAGAUAACCGGCCUGACAAGACAAGUAAUGGAGCUUCAACCAGCAGCAGCAGCAGUAGCAGUAGCAAUAGCAGGUCAGCAACAGGUGGUUCAUUUCUGACAGUGGCUUUUCAAAUACUGGUAUGCAACAACCUUCCUAAUAAUACUAAGCAGCUUAAUAUGGAAUCUGUGGCUACUGCCAACACUCUUGUCACAUCUACUGUUCAGAAAAUCAAAUUUGCUUUCAAUUGCCCCGACCACCACGAUGACUGAUCUUAGGGGUCUUUCAUUUAUAUACAUCUUUUUUAUUAUGAUUAUUUUGACAUGGUUAGAUGACAUGCAACACAUCAAAUUUCUUUGUUUGAUGUUCUUCAUGUCUUCUGAGAACAUGUCGUUUUUUGUUAAAAGUCUCAAGCCUAGUUCUUGAAGCCUUGCAGACGAG
Messenger RNA from Impatiens glandulifera, 2344 nucleotides. Its product is annotated as homeobox-leucine zipper protein ROC8-like. The coding region runs from base 1 to 2175 and encodes 724 amino acids. The record is from RefSeq and is a predicted model, not a curated record. Lineage: Eukaryota; Viridiplantae; Streptophyta; Magnoliopsida; Ericales; Balsaminaceae. Gene Ontology annotation, biological process: regulation of DNA-templated transcription. Gene Ontology annotation, molecular function: lipid binding; DNA binding; DNA-binding transcription factor activity, RNA polymerase II-specific. The transcript has 10 exons.